AUGGCUUUGGCUUUAUUGGCUCUUCUUGCCUUUUUACAAGCCGUUCAUGCCUUAUCCACUCUCAAUAGCAGCAUCAAGACACACAAAUUUCCAGCAGGACUGGAGCUAGCAAGUUCGUACGAUGUUCAGGUUAAACAGUCCAGCAGCCCUCUGUACACUGUUGAAUCGUACGGAACCAUUGUCUCAGAGGCCAAUACGACAUCCGGGAAAGGGAUUGAACACAAUACCUCAUUUGCAUUGUUCGAUUUCUCCGGGUCUGUCGAUGCUUUUGUAACGUACAAGAAGGCACCAGUUCAAUCUGCCAUCGUUAGGCCACAUUCCUAUGACAUUCAGCCCACCAUAACAGGAAAUAUGAUCACUUUUACUCUUAACCGCCCACGCAUUGUAGUACUCCAAGUGAAUGACGAUAUUUUCGAUACUCUACAACUCUUCACCAACGCAGUAGAAACUGAUGUUCCUGUUCCGCAUGAUCCCGACAUCCUGUACUUUGGCCCCGGCAUCGAUAAUGGGUCCUCUGAUGGAAACGGAACACUGGCAAUGCCCUCUGAUAAUCCCGAAACGAUGGACGGGGUCGUUAUUCGCAACGUCGACAUCCUGGACCACCACGAGCCACAACUCUGGUACCAGGGGUGCAUUGCGAUUAACCCUGGUGAUAGCGACUUCAUUCGGACUAUUCAAAUUGAGGACGUUCGGGUCGAGAACUUCCGUUUGGGCCAAUUGCUUAAUUUUCGCGUGAUGUAUAACUCAAAGUAUAACACGUCCCCGGGCAGGGGAACCCGGAAUGUUUACGUGAAAGGCCUGGUGUACAAUGGGUCGCAUGCCAAUCCCUCGCUUCUCUUGGGAUAUGAUCAGCUACGGAAUAUCUCGAAUGUGACGUUUGCCAACCUGCGGGUCAAUGAAAAGCUCAUCCACGGUGAGAUGGCUAAGCCGUCAUGGUACUACACAUUCGAUUUUGUGCCCAUGUUUGCUAAUGAGUAUGUGAAUGGAUUGAACUUUACAAGCGGGCAAUAG
This is a messenger RNA of Aspergillus alliaceus, 1011 nucleotides long. Its product is annotated as putative endo-polygalacturonase. The transcript has 2 exons. Bases 1 to 1011 code for a protein of 336 amino acids. NCBI's taxonomy places the organism in Eukaryota, Fungi, Ascomycota, Eurotiomycetes, Eurotiales, Aspergillaceae. The record is from RefSeq and is a predicted model, not a curated record.